Molecule: messenger RNA, 3051 nt
Organism: Heterostelium album PN500
Lineage: Eukaryota; Evosea; Eumycetozoa; Acytosteliales; Acytosteliaceae
Exons: 5
Coding region: 1-3051 (1016 amino acids)
Biological process (GO): phosphorylation; phosphorelay signal transduction system
Molecular function (GO): protein binding; phosphorelay sensor kinase activity
Source: RefSeq, a predicted model, not a curated record
AUGUUUGGUGAGCUGAAUGUUGCUGCAUCGGCCUGUGUCACCGGUGAGAAGGUAGCAGUGGAGGUCUACAUCAACAGCAAUAGGAGUUCCGACGACAAUACACUGGUUCAACAAAACUCGGUGAUGGCUGAAAACAGUCCAGCCAUUAUAUCGCCAAUCUUGAAGAGUUGCUCACAAAACGAGAGUUUCAACAAAGCGAUUCGUGACGAUGGAACAUGGAACCUCUGUGUUUCAAUGAUAAACUAUGUCAGAAGAACACAGUGUCCGCUGCUCAUUGCAAAUGCAUCCGAGGAAAAGACAUUCUGUGACGACAACUAUGUGAAACUACAGAACCCGAAAUCCAUUUUGGUGUUACCGAUUGUCCAUCAAGGUAAAUUGGUAUCGAUGCUCUAUCUGGAGAAUAAUUUCACCACCGGAGCAUUUACAGCGAAUCGUCUUGAGGUUCUCAAUCUACUGUCCACUCAGAUUGCAGUGUCAUUCCAGAAUGCUCGGCUAUUCCUCCAGUCUAACCACUUGGCAAAUCAGGCAUUCCUCGCCAAAGAAGAAGCGGAAAAGGCAAACAAAGCGAAAUCCGACUUCAUUUCAAAUAUGUCGCAUGAAAUGAGAACUCCACUCAACCAUAUCAUUGGAUCAUUGGAACUUCUAAAGGAAUUCCCGUUGACAACCGACCAAAAGGAACUGUUAAACAUCAGUCAACAAUCAUCAGAGUCGCUCUUGUUUAUGGUUAAUAACAUUCUGGAUCUCUCCAAGGUGGAACAAGGUAAAACAGUACUCAAUCUAUCGAUAUUCAAUUUAGUUUCAUUCUUGGAGGAUUCAAUUGGUGCCAUCGCUCCAAAUGCACACCAAAAAGGUUUGAUGGUUGGUCUCUACAGUACUCCAUGCUCGUCGUCUAUCCCAGUGAUUGGCGACGUCAAUCUGCUCCGUCAGAUUCUAGUGAAUCUACUCUCGAACGCCAUCAAGUUUACCAGUAAAGGUGAAGUGUUUAUCAAGGUAUCAGUUUCACCGAAUCUCAACAAUACUUCAUACUCUACUCAGAUCGAAGUGACCGACUCUGGCAUUGGCAUUAAACCAAAGGAUUUCGAUAAGCUGUUCCAGCGAUUCUCUCAACUCGAUACCGGAGUGAAUAGAGCAUACGAUGGAAGUGGACUUGGACUCAGCAUUUGCAAGCAGCUCGUCGAACUGAUGGGUGGACACAUCGGAAUAAGAAACAACACUAUGAUACGUAAUCAAAUAGAACAAAUCAUUGAAUCGUUCGGUGUCAUCUCUGGAAGUAGUACUUUUACAAACACCAAUCUCUCACAGUAUCUCUCAAUGGAUGAAAUACUUAUCAAGAACAACAACAUCGUUAUCAUUGGACUUCCGCUCAACUACAACGAAGAUCAGGUGUUGAGUUUGAUUGAAAGUAUCCAGCAAAUCAAAGAGAAGUACCACAAGGUAGUGGAAAUAGGUGGAGGAAAUAGAAAUCGAUUCGAUUUCAUUGUGAUCACGCAAUUGGCUUUGACCAGCUCACGUUCAAUACUCCAGGAAUCCGGUAUUCUACUGGUGAACAGACCCAUCAAGAGAGACAGUCUACUCAAUAAUAUUAUCAAGAUUAUCGAAAGCUAUCAAAUAACAUCACCAUCGACACUCAAGUAUACUAAGAGAUUGAUGAAAUCACCACAACUCAUUCGAAGUAUUAACGCCGACGACUAUAACGAGAUGAAAAGUCUGUGGUUAGACCUCCAACAACAACAGCAACAACAGCAACAACAUCAACAACAAUCAGCUGUGGUGAUGAAACAAUAUCAAGAGAAAGAGAAAUCAUUCCCACCAACGCAAUCAAAGAAUCUAUCACCAACGAAAAACGGUGUCAUCUCUCCACCCUUUAGGAGAUCACCUACUAUUUCACCACAUCGUCGAGCACCACAGAUACUGGUGAUAGAGGACAACGAAGUCAAUUCCAAUAUACUCUUUAAGAUGCUACAAAAGAUGGGUAUCACCAGUUUGGAUCUGGCAUCGAACGGUGCCGAAGGUGUAGAGAAAGCAUCAAACAUUGACUACGAUCUGAUACUGAUGGACAUACAAAUGCCAAUCAUGGAUGGCUACGAAGCAACAAGCAGAAUACGUAAAUCAGAAGGAACAUUCAAGCAUACCCCAAUCGUAGCAAUGACCGCCAAUGCCAUGGGAGGACAGCGAGAGGCAUGUCUACAAGCUGGUUGUGAUGAUUAUUUCUGUAAACCACUCAAACAAAAGGAUUUAGAAGGAAUGAUGAAUCAAAUAAAUAUUAUUCAAAAGAUAUCACCUAGUGAAAUAUAUUUUAUUAAACAAGGUGUAGAAUGUGGUGUUAGAUCAGAUGGGAGAUCUCGAUUGGAUUACAGACACUUUGAGUUGGAUGUCGGUGAGAUUGCACAUGCUUGUGGUUCUGCAAGAAUACUACUGUCGAAUACACAUGUACUCGUUGGUAUCAAAGCGGAUAUAGGUGCACCAACUACCGACAAACCAAACAGCGGUGUUUUAAAUUACUCGGUGGAAUGCUGCCCUUCUGCAUCGCCAGAGUUUGAAGGUAAGGGUGCAGAGCAAUUGAAUAUAGAGUUGGCCAAGCAGCUGGAGAGAAUGUUGGAAAACUCGCUGGAUUUAGAGUCAUUGGUUAUCGUACCCGGUCGAUACUGUUGGAAUCUUCAUAUAGAUGCAACGGUUUUGGAUAGCGAUGGUAAUCUGUUUGACGCGCUCUCGAUUGUAACUAGAGCGGCACUUUUUAAUACAAGACUACCAACCAUCAAAGUGGUACAGGGUGAACAUGAACAAAUUGAAUUCGAAGUUUCGGAAGAUUCCGAUACCUAUCAAUCUUUAUCAAUUGAGAAUGUACCAAUAUGUGUAACAUUAACAAAGGUUGGAACACAAUUUUUAAUAGAUAGUACUUUAGAGGAGGAGUUAUGUAUGGAAGCAAGAUUAACUAUAGGUAUAAACAAGAAGAGUAAUAUAUGUAGUAUUCAAAAAGGUGGAAUGAAUGGUUUAGAUGCAAAUACAGUUAAUCAAAUGAUAAACGUUGCAAAACAAGUUAGCAUGAAAUAA